UGCUUCUCUUUCUUUCUUUCUUGGAGAAAGCGCGUCCAACCAAACAAAACAGCGCGCGUCGACCUCCCACUUCACCACCACGCAUCUAUUUUCGCCAUUUACCAUGACCACACGGCCCAGCGACACCGCCAAGAAGCCUGCCCUCCAAAUCUCCCUCGAAGCGUCCGCGCAUACAUAGCACAGUCUCCUCAUGCCGUUAAACGAACCCCCGCAUGGCCGCCCUACAUUCAAUCGGGGUCCGCAAGCCCGCCGCGCUUCCAUAUCUGAUCGCUGAGUCCCUUCUCGACCAGAACUGUACCGAGCACGACUACACGUGGGAAACGUACCGAAACGAAGACCCAGACAGCCCUACAGAAGAAGUAGUGACGACAACUCAUCAUGUUGUUUGGUCGAGAGGCGGGGUGGUGCGCAAGGUCUUCAAUUUCGAAAUAGAAAAGGAGCCCGUCAUACAAGCAUUACUCACGUGGUUCACCACUGAGCAGCAACAGAAAAGUGCUGUGUCGCAAGUGGCAACAGAUGGACUGGAAUCCGAUCCCCAACGUACCUUUGUCACCCAAGGCACUCAGCCCGCUACCAAUCCUAAUGCGCCGAAUCACCACACACCCACUACCAAGGAAGUCAGGUCUCGCGCUCUAGUCGUCUUCCUCAAAUCCCAAGCACACGUUUUCUUUCUAUCCGGCACUACGCAUAUCGUGAACCUUCCCUUUGAGGUAGACAAGGCCUUUCCCGCUGCUCGUGGCCUUAUUCUACAAAGAAAGCUCGUCACACCAAAAGCUAUACCUUCUAGUCCGCAGCUUCCUUCGGCGCCUCCGAAUUCCUUCCUAACAAAUCCUCAAUCUUUUCUGUCCCAGACAUUCACCCAAAGCUUUGUCCAAUCACGCCGCCAUGCUUCAUCCUUGGGACCCUCCCGGUUAAGUAUGGGAGGACAGAAGCCAGGGCCAGCGAUGCCCUUGUUUCUAGAAGAGCUGGCGAAGAGUUCUGCCAUUGCAAACACGGAAGGAUUACCUAGGCUGUAUUCUUUCACUGAUCCGCUUGCUGAACUUGGUCUGGUGGUGCAUGUUACUACAGGCUAUGAGCGGGAUAGUCUACUCACAGUCAACGGUGCUGGUCACAGGAGGUUGGAGGCAAUCGAUAAAGCCGAAGAGAUCAUCUACGUAUCUGCAAAGAAUGAGAUAUUGUUCGAUCAAAGUGGAAAUGACAAGCCUCUAUUGAUGGUCAUUACGGCCAACUAUAAAACGAAUACAUUCACCAUCUGGUCUGCUGCCUACAUGGAACCCAAAUCAAUAUCCAAUUCUCGCAAACACCAUGCCCCACUAUCUGCCCAAAAGUCUCGCCGUCGCAGCUCCUAUGGGCCUACUGCCCCAGGCACAGGCGCAACCACACCUGCAGUCCGAGGUACUGACAGACUCCGAGAGAGUCUUGGUGGCACGAUUAAGAGCAAACCACAACCACCGUCGUUCAAAGCUGCAUCGCAGAGUAGGGAGAGACUUUCAGACCAAGCAGUGGAGGACGCUCUCACUUCACAGCUGAACCCAGCUUUUGAUCCAGCGCGUCAACCGAAUGAAUCGAGGCGUGUCAGUUCACUUCUUUCUCGCGCCGAACUUUCAACUAGCUUUGAUAGGACAGCUUUUCAAGAUUUAGCUACCCAGCGCCACAGCUUGGGGGGAAGUUUUAACGCAAGUUUUGGAGCUAGCCAACGUAGCCGGCACUCUCUUGGAAAUGAAAGAUUGAGUUUUGGCGGCUUCAAUCCAUCGCGUCAUCGGGCCUCUACCCCUGGCAGCAUGACCUCACGUUUGAGCCUCGGUGGCGCUUCAGUUGACGAUACAUUUGACGAAACGAUGGACGAUACUUUUGAUACUAUAGAAGAUUAUGACGAGCUGGACGAUCUCUUUGCACCGCUCGACGCUGGGACUGCUCAGGAUUCAAUGGAGUCACUCCGCAAAGAAAUGAUCAUGAGCGUGGUGACCGAGAUACCAGUACAAAGCUUCCUCAAACCAGGCCGAUUUGCUCUGGAUGAUCCUACUGUAGAACCCAAGAGCUCCUCGAAGGUUUUCUCAAUGACGGCACCUUUCAAUUCAGCUACGCUACACGAGAGAAAGUUAUAUAUGUACAUAGUGCAUUCAUCUUUGGAGCACCCGCUCGAGUGUGAGCUCGCGAUCUCCCGCAAGAGGCUAUCACCCUCCGCGUCAACGACUCCGGCUAACAUGCAAACCACCGCUCCUCGAUACGCAUGCGUACCCAGAUUCAUUCAAGUCCAAGAGUUAAAAGGGACACGGGACGCUGUAAAAAUCAGUGACGGAUAUGCAGAGAGGGUGGCCACCCUUAUGGCGUCCGAUGCGGGCAAGCCGUGCAUUUCUAUAUCGGCAGGUUGGGGCAUUCAUUUACCGACCAGUUUCACGUUGGAGACGGCAAAGCUUUUCAACCCAUAUGCUAUUUUGCAGGAUGAACAGUCACGCGUGACUGCAGGACUUAAGCGGACCGUCAAUAUUAAAACUCCUUUGUUGGAGAUUUACUGCCCUGGACCUACUGGUACGUUUGAAGUUAUCGAUCGUGAAUCUCAUCGAUACUCAAAUCAAAUCCGCCUUUUGCCUAAACAUGGCCGGGUAGCAGCUUUAUUCCGGGUGCUAUCUCUGAUCCUGCCCAACCAUGCUGGAGACUUUCUGCUGGAGAUUUGGUGGAAUAUACGCAAAGAGCUACCUAUUGAGCAGCAGCACGACUCUCAAAAUGAAUGGACGGCGUUCGUGGCCACGCUGUUCACAUUGGCGAUGCCAUUCAUCGACGAGCGCAGUAGAAAGACCGGCCGCAGAAGCAAAUCGGCACAUGGGCGAGGCAUAGAACGUUCCCAAUUGGAAGGAUCCGGCGAAGAUGAGAACUCAGCCUGGCGUACCAUGUGCAACAGACAAUUGUCUCACUCCAAUGCAAAAUCCUGGCAAAGCAAUGCUUGGCAAUGGGUCCACCAAGCGUAUCCCGCAUUUGAGAUGACGAGUCCACUCUCCAAAAGUACCCGGAAAUACCAAUCUCCAAGUAUUGGACAGCAAAUUGCUCGGAAGCAACACGUGCUCGUUCUGUGUGCAGAUUUGGCUCGUCAGUUCAAUCAGUCGCCCAUUGGUAAAGCUGCAAAUGACCAUUGGAGACGUCUGUCACCCUCGGAGAAGCAAGAUUUGCGUAUAUCGACCCUGUCCGAAAUCGUGGUCAUUCUUCACCUCUAUCGCGAAGAACUCAAACUAAAUGUUCUGGCGAAUGAUGAUACAGCACAUGAAGUCGGGAGUAUGGCUCCUGUGCUUGCUCAGCUAGGACAUUGGCUGCGUUGGGAUGCAUGGGGUCGCAGGCAAGGAGCAUACUAUGACCUGGACGGUGGGUCCUCAGAACAGUGGGUGUAUGAGGACACAAGUUUUGUCCCCAGCGUUCGACUGCAUUCUCAACCCUGGGAUACUCCCCCAUCCAUUCUCGAGUGGCUCAGCGUGGUGUCAGGCGCUCGUACAUAUACGCCAUUUCCCACACUCGCGACGUUGAUUCGCAAGUCCAAAGCAUCCCCUCAUUCUUCCGUGAACAUUGACGAGGUUGUGGCAGCUGCAACACCCCGAACUGUAGCUUUGCAAAGGUUCUUUCGUGAUCUAGAUCAUACUCUCGGCCCACGCAAGGCAGUGGAACUCAUUGAAAAAGUUGGCAUAACUAUGCAGAUGCUUUCGACGUUUCCGGAAGCCGCACAGGCUCCUCUUAUGGAGUUCAUCACUAGGUGCCAAACCAACCCACCCACUACCUGGUCUAGAUCUCUGUUACGCCUAAUUCAACGAGAAGACAUGGAUCUCGCCAUGGCAUCAGACACAGAUACAAGCCAGGAUAUAAAUCAACAUAAUGGUUAUAUAGGUACAGGCUACCAAGCAGCAUUGCAUGCUUCAGUGUCUACGCGAGAUAUCCAUACAAUAUGCCAAAACGCCGAACGGUCAGACACACUGGCAUCCACAGCUGAGUCGGACCGGCAUACUAUAACGAGGCUUAUAUUCAAAGAGGACCGUCGAUUUAUGGAGGCUUACAGUCUAGUAGAGCCCACUAAACCGUCCGUUGUGUACUACGGGUACGAUAGCAGAGCGGAAGAUGUAACUGUCCUGGAGGGGCAGAAAGCGUUUGUGCAGUGGGUCAUGAUACGCACUUUUUCCCUUCCGAUAGGAAAUUCUAUGUUGAAGUUCAGCAGCAAGAAACCUCUCCUGACCGAGAAGUUCUCGUUGAUCGGUUUCUCAACAUCUUGCGUCAUGAAGCCAAUGGGGAACGUUGUCACAGCAGACAGAACUACCUACUCGGAAGAGAAGUUUUUCUGGGCGUUCUUCAAUCAAGGAGUCUCGGCUGGUCUCAGCAUCUCGCGGGAUGCUCAAGGCAUUGACACCUCUUGGAUCAUGUACAACAAACCGGCAGAAUUGUCGAACAGACAUGCUGGGCUGCUGCUGGGCUUGGGUCUUAACGGUCACCUGAAGAACAUUGCCAAAUGGCUGUCCUUCAAGUACCUCACACCAAAGCAUACAAUGACCUCAGUUGGUCUAUUACUAGGUUUGUCCGCGUCCUAUAUGGGCACUAUGGAUACGCUGGUUACCCGCUUGCUUUCAGUCCACGUUACCCGGAUGCUGCCACCAGGAGCAGCUGAGCUUAAUCUCUCUCCCUAUACACAGACUACAGGUCUCAUGGGUAUUGGACUGUUAUAUUACAACACUCAGCAUCGAAGAAUGAGCGAGGUCAUGCUGUCAGAGAUUGAGCAUGUCGAUGAGCCAGAUCCCUCUGAACCACUCGACAGUCUUCGUGACGAGGCAUACCGUCUGGCUGCCGGGUUUGCGCUAGGGUACAUUAAUCUUGGGAAAGGCAAAGACUUGCGAGGAUUGCACGAUAUGCGGAUUGUGGAACGCCUUUUAGGAGUUGCCGUUGCUCCCAAACCUGUCAGCAUCGUCCACAUACUCGACCAAGCGACUGCUGGGGCUGUCAUUGCCAUUGCACUUAUUUUCAUGAAGACGCACGAUGAGGCCCUUGCGCGCAAGAUCAACGUUCCGGACACCCUUCCUCAGUUUGAUUACGUCCGACCUGACAUUUGUCGUCUCCGCACUCUCGCAAAACACAUGAUCAUGUGGGAUAAUAUCCGUGCUGACGACGAGUGGAUAAUGAAGAAUCUACCCGUGGAGUACCGCGAUGACCAUAGUCUCAAGGGAAUCACGAAGCUUCGUAGUGAACAGAUGUCGUUCUUCAACGUUCUUUCGGGGCUGCUCUGGAGCAUAUCGCUCAAAUACGCAGGGACUGGCAACACGCAGGUCCGAGACUUUCUCAUCCGAUAUCUCGACCAGCUCAUUCGUAUCAAUAAACUUCCCGCCCACCGAUACGAUGCCAAACUCUCACGCAACACGGUUCGCAACUGUCAAGACCUAGCAGCCCUAUCGGCCGCCACUGUCAUGGCAGGCACUGGUGAUCUCGACAUCCUUCGUCGUCUACGUGGUCUUCACGGACGGAUCGGCUCAGACAUCCCCUAUGGAUCCCACUUGGCGGCGCACAUGGCCAUCGGAGUCCUCUUCAUCGGUGGCGGAACAUACACGUUCAACACAUCCAACAAAGCCAUCGCCUCGCUCAUCUGUGCCUUCUAUCCGCUCUUCCCUAUCGAUGUACAAGACUCGCGCGCCCACCUCCAGGCCUUCCGGCACUUCUGGGUUCUAGCCGCCGAACCGCGCGCCCUCAUCGUUCGAGACGCAGACACAGGCAAAGCCUUCUCAACGCCCAUCACCGUCCACCUCCGAGCCGGCAGCACCGACCAUCCAGCCUCUACACGCUCACCGUCCACCUCGGAUCAAGACGACACCAAAAUCAACCUAACGGCGCCCUGCCUCCUCCCCUCCCUCGCAACAAUCUCCCGCAUCGAAACAAGCGACCCCUCGUACUGGCCCACGACCCUCGACUUCGUCCUCAACCCCCUGCACCUUCACCGCUUCAAGCACUCGCAAACCCUCACCGUGCGCCGCCGCGCCCCGCACGACCGUCACAGCACCGCCUUCUCCGCUACCCUCGCCGCCCUCAACGACGCACAGUCCUCGCGCUCCGCCCGCCUCAUGUGGGACUGGCUCUUCACUCUCCCUGCCCUCGUCGAGUUCCAGAAAGCGGAUGUCGGGCUCAUCCUCCCCACCGAUCCAUUCAGCUCUACGUUUUUGGAUCCUAGGGACACGCUCGUCGAUCAUCGACUUGUGCUGGCGAGGUUGAGCGCGAGUUGGCGCGCGCAGGAUUUGUGGGUGCUGAGGGGCGUUUUUGAGUGGGCUGAUGGGGUUGCUGCGGGUGGACAGGGGAGGGUGAGGUGGUUGGGUCGAGAGGUUUUGGAUCGCUUGAGGGCUGGGGUUUUGGAGCGGGGGAGGAGGGUUGGUGGGGAGUGA
Molecule: messenger RNA, 6389 nt
Organism: Periconia digitata
Lineage: Eukaryota; Fungi; Ascomycota; Dothideomycetes; Pleosporales; Periconiaceae
Source: the annotation of a GenBank genome assembly